AUGGCGGGAAUGCAGAUGGGCCCGCCGCAGUUCAUGCAGGGGAACUUCAGGCCGUUGCCAGGCGGUUUGCUGGGCCUGGCGCGGCCACUGGGCCCGGGCCCCCCGGGCCCCCCAGGCCCGCCAGGCCCAGGCCCGCCAGGGGUGCCAGUGCCGGGGGUGCCGGGGCUGGGCCCCCCUGGCCCCCCUGGCCCGCCUGGCCCGCUUGGCCCCGGCCCGCCUGGCCCGCCUGGCCCGUUCAGCCAUCGACCGCCUGCGCCCAAUGCGAGCUUCCUGGGCCUGUCACAGGACCGACCCGUGGAACAACAGCGCUCAGACUUGAGCAAAGCGGAGCAGGUCACGAAGCAGCACGCCUUGGAGGGCAAGGCUUAUGUAGGCAUUGCAUCGCUUUCAAAUUGGCAUUUACAUUGUUUUGCAGGAUCUCUUAUUGCAAUGGCAGUUUGCACAGCCCAGUUCUUAUUAUGCGUCACGUGGCUUACAGGGUUCAGAUAG
This is a messenger RNA of Effrenium voratum, 489 nucleotides long. The record is from the annotation of a GenBank genome assembly. NCBI's taxonomy places the organism in Eukaryota, Dinophyceae, Suessiales, Symbiodiniaceae.